Molecule: messenger RNA, 1521 nt
Organism: Miscanthus lutarioriparius
Lineage: Eukaryota; Viridiplantae; Streptophyta; Magnoliopsida; Poales; Poaceae
Source: the annotation of a GenBank genome assembly
AUGUCACCGCCGCGGUCGCUCAAGCACCUGCCCCCGGCAACCGCCGCCGCGGCCUCUCCGCGCGCGGUCGCCACCCCGAGAGCCACCGGGAUUCGCAGCGCCUGUGCACUCCCGACUCGGCGCCUCUGGUGCUCAGCCUCCGCCGCCGUGGCCAGAGCUUCCACCGAGAUGGCUGAUGCUCCGCUGGACUGGGCGGAGAGGUCGCUGGAGGAGUUGCGUAGCUUGCCGGACCACGACACGUUCUGCCUGAUGGCGCUCUCGCCGCUGGACGGGCGGUACGAUCGCUUCGUCAAGGAGCUGAUGCCCGUCUUCAGCGAGUUCGGCCUAAUCAGAUACCGCGUUCUAAUCGAGAUCAAGUGGCUACUGAAACUUUCUCAAAUUCCUGAGAUCACUGAGGUGCCUCAGUUCAGCAAGGAAGCCCAGGCCUUCUUGAAUGCUAUUAUCGAGAAUUUUUGCAUUGAUGAUGCAAAAGAAGUAAAGAAAAUUGAGAAAGUAACCAACCAUGAUGUGAAAGCCGUCGAGUACUUUCUGAAGCAAAGGUGCAGCUCAAAUCCAGAGAUUGCUAAGGUGUCGGAGUUCUUCCAUUUUGGUUGUACCUCUGAAGAUAUCAACAAUUUGUCACAUGCAUUGGCUCUGAAAGAGGGGGUAAAUAGAGUUAUGUUCCCUGCCAUGAUCAACAUAUGCAGAGCAUUGUGUUCCUUGGCAACACAAAAUUCAGGCUACCCUAUGUUGGCUCGAACUCAUGGGCAGCCAGCAUCACCAACAACCGUGGGAAAGGAGAUGGCAAACUUUGCGGCCAGAUUAUCUGAUAUAGGAAAGAGUUUCUCGGAGGUGAAGAUACUAGGGAAAUUUGCUGGUGCUGUUGGCAAUUACAAUGCUGAUGUGGUUGCAUAUCCUGAAUUUGAUUGGCCUAAGGUGGCAGAAGAGUUCGUUAGAUCCUUGGGUUUGCAGUUUAAUCCCUACGUUACUCAGAUACCAAAGGCUGGUGAAGUUGGUUCUUCCACUAUGCCUCAUAAAAUCAACCCCAUUGAUUUUGAAAAUAGUGAUGGCAAUUUAUGUCAGGCGAAUUCUAUAUUAUCUGGUAUAAGCAUGAAACUGCCAAUAUCCCGGUUGCAGCGUGACCUGACAGACUCAACUGUUUUGAGAAACUUGGGUAUGGGAUUAGGUCAUUCUCUAUUGGCUUACAAAGCUACCAUGCGUGGAAUCAGCAAGGUUCAGGUGAAUGAAUCACGUUUAGCUGAAGACUUGGAGCAAACUUGGGAGGUCCUUGCUGAGCCAAUACAGACAGUGAUGCGAAGAUAUGGAAUACCCGAACCUUAUGAGAAGCUGAAGAAACUGACGAGAGGCCAAGCUGUCACGAAGGACAGCAUGCAACAAUUCAUUGAUGGUCUAGACAUACCGGAGGAGGUUCGAUCAAAGCUUUCGCAGCUAACCCCGCAUUCGUAUACUGGGCUAGCGGAGGAUUUAGCCAGAGACAUCGAGAAGUGGGUUGAUCUUGAAUCUGGAUUUCAAAUCAAGUGA